CUGGGCGCCCGCCACCAGACUAGAACAGUCCUCCCCAGGGACCCCAAAGCAAACAUGGAUCAAGAAGCUGUGGGCAACAUUGUCUUGCUGGCCAUUGUCACCCUCAUCAGUGUGGUCCAGAACGGUUUCUUUGCCCACAAGGUGGAGCAUGAAAGCAAGACACAGAAUGGGCGGAGCUUCCAGAGGAUGGGAACACUUGCCUUUGAGCGGGUCUACACUGCCAACCAAAACUGUGUAGAUGCGUACCCCACUUUCCUUGUUGUGCUCUGGAGUGCGGGGCUCCUCUGUAGCCAAGUUCCCGCGGCCUUUGCUGGACUAAUGUACCUGUUCGUGAGGCAAAAGUACUUCGUCGGCUACCUAGGGGAGAGAACUCAGAGCACGCCAGGCUACAUAUUUGGGAAACGAAUCAUACUGUUCCUGUUCCUCAUGUCCCUUGCUGGUAUAUUCAACUAUUACCUCAUCCUCUUUUUCGGAAGUGACUUCGAAAACUACAUAAAGGCAGUAACCACCACCAUCUCCCCUCUGCUUCUCAUCCCCUGACUCUCCGCUGAAUGCAGGGUCGGCACUCUCUGAUCAAUACUGAAAGUCGUCAUAACUCAACCCUUGCAAAGAUGUAGCUCCUCUUCAGACAGCUGUAAAUCUAAUGACCAUCUGGGCUUCGCAGCUUGAGUUAACCGUGCUUUCCCUGGAAGAAAAUAACUUUGUGUCUGCCCCACUCCUUGAGAUUGGGGGUGGCCCCGGAUCUCUUUUCAGACCCAUUCUGUAUGUUUCUUGACUUAUCCUUCUUUCUGAAGAUGUUUUUUGACCACAUUGAUGUGUUCCUAAAAUAAAAUGCAGAGACAUGUUUUAGGCUG
Molecule: messenger RNA, 854 nt
Organism: Neomonachus schauinslandi (Hawaiian monk seal)
Lineage: Eukaryota; Metazoa; Chordata; Mammalia; Carnivora; Phocidae
Product: arachidonate 5-lipoxygenase-activating protein
Exons: 5
Coding region: 55-540 (161 amino acids)
Biological process (GO): leukotriene biosynthetic process
Cellular component (GO): membrane; nuclear envelope; endoplasmic reticulum
Molecular function (GO): glutathione peroxidase activity; leukotriene-C4 synthase activity; glutathione transferase activity
Source: RefSeq, a predicted model, not a curated record